Molecule: messenger RNA, 693 nt
Organism: Penicillium alfredii
Lineage: Eukaryota; Fungi; Ascomycota; Eurotiomycetes; Eurotiales; Aspergillaceae
Exons: 1
Coding region: 1-693 (230 amino acids)
Biological process (GO): mitochondrial respiratory chain complex IV assembly
Cellular component (GO): mitochondrial matrix
Source: RefSeq, a predicted model, not a curated record
AUGUCAGAGCCUACGAAACCUGGCUUCCUCCAACUUCGCUUCUCCCCGAGACCGUCACGUCCUGGAGAUCAGACGGGGUGUCUCUUCUCGAGUCAAUUGACCGCCCUCUUUAUCGAAAUCCAAUUGUUCUGCUCCUACCGAACCCGUCAUACCGAGUCUUCCGAUGGCCUGAAAAAAAUUCGAGUAGCCGGCCACGCCAACAUCCCUGCAACUCCCAUUUCCAUUGCCUUCGCUCCUUGCCUCUCCUUACCCUCCAACAUAAUGCCGCCCCAUCUACACCCGCGGUCGCGGUCGACCACCUCGUUAUUCGCCGGCACGUUGCUGGCAUCGCUUCUGGUCGUCGGCAUGCCGCACGUCUUCCCCUGCCCAGCCCCGCGACGCACCUUCGCCGACUCAGAGAUGAUGAUCACUGCAGACGGGCAACAAGUACCACGUGUUCGUCGGAGACGGCGCAAGGAUGUUGACCGGGAGGUGGAAAGCAAUCACCCGAACCAUCCGACACCAUCCGGCGCUGUGGACGAGGAGGUCUCUACAUUCCUCCAGAUGGAGGAAGAAGCGGAAAAAUUGGCACACAUUGGCCGCGAAUGCCCUGUUCCCAAGCCUAAGGGAAUUCUGGGUGAACUACUGGGCUUCCGGAAUGCUGGUGGCGCUGAGCAGCGCCAGACCAAUGGACCGUCCGAGGGAGAUCGAUAG